Molecule: messenger RNA, 6269 nt
Organism: Epinephelus lanceolatus (giant grouper)
Lineage: Eukaryota; Metazoa; Chordata; Actinopteri; Perciformes; Serranidae
Gene: cfap65
Product: cilia and flagella associated protein 65
Biological process (GO): sperm axoneme assembly
Cellular component (GO): sperm flagellum; cytoplasm
Source: RefSeq, a predicted model, not a curated record
UUAGCAAAUAGCUAACUGUGGUCUUAUUUUACGUUAACUCCAAAACACUCUCAACGUUAGCUUUGUUUAGGUCAGACACGUCUUAGAGUGAGACUGUAAUAAAUGUGUCACCUGUGCUAAGUUGCAACAUCUCAAAACCAGGGUAAACAUAAGGCAGCCACGAGACACUUUUCUUUAUUUUAUUGUUUUAAUAUAAAAUACGUCUGCCUUUUCCAGCCAUGUUAGCUGAGGCUCGGGGUCCUGACCCCUUGGCUUCAGGAGCAUCAUGGAAGUCCCUCACCACUGGGAAGGAUAUGAAAGACCCAGGGAUUCACAAGAGGCAGCAGGAUGGAAAGUACCAGCGACAAGCAUCCAGCCAAAGAAGCUGCUUCUUAGGGCUGGAAUUGAAGCCAGAGCUGGUCUGGGAGGACUGGGACCUGCAAAGAGAGUUCACUAAGACAGUAGUGUUAAAAAAUAUUCACAACAAGCUGCAAAAGCUACACGUCAGGCCUCCAGUGUCUAAGUUUUUCAGCACCUUGGUUCCCCAGGUGAUUGUCAUCAGCCCUGGGACUUCUUACUCCAUUCCAGUCAGCUUUAGACCACUCCAGAGGUGUGAGUAUGAAGACACUAUUGAGUUUCAAGGUAAAGAUGGCAGCUUCCAAGUUCACCUCCGUGCCACCAUUCCCUGCCAUGCUCUGGAGGUGCCUGACUCUGUGCUGCUGCCACUCUGUGCUGUGGAGAACUCCUCCCAUACUACUUUUCUGCUCAAAAAUGUCAGUAAACUCCAGACAUGCUUCCAGUGGAAGUGCACAGCACCAUUCCAGCUAAGCCCUGAGCAAGGCCUGUUGAAGCCUGGCCAGGAGUGUGACAUAACUGUAGUCUUCCGACCACAAAAGGCGCUGGUGUACCAGCAACAGGUCAACUGCAGGUUCGGGGAAGAAGGGGACGAGGCACAGAGCUGCUGCUGCAGUGUUCUGCUGCAGGGACUAGCUAAGUACCCCUGUCUUCAGCUGAGAAAUCCAGAUACCAUGGAUGAAAGAGAAAAGCGUUGUCCAGUGCUACACUUCGACUCUGUGGCAGUCAGCCAAAGUUUGCAGAAACACUUUGACAUCUUCAACCCCUCCCCUGUAACUGCAUCUUUCUCUCUUUCGCGACUGUCCAGUGUGGUGCCUUUGUUGGGGUCAGAGUUCAGCUGUGAUGUGACUAGGGGCGAAGUGGUGCCCGGUGGUUCCCUUCGGGCUACAGUCACCUAUAGUCCUGCUGUGGUGGAUAGUGUCUCUGUUGAGUACAUAUCUCUAAAAUGUAGAGGGGCACUCAAUGAGACUCUGCUCAAACUCAGUGGAAACUGUGUAGGUCCCAAAGUUUCCUUGUCCUCCUCUGUGAUCGACUUUGGCUGUGUAGAGGAGGGAGGAACAGUCGUACAGACAGUGAAACUGGUUAAUUCCUCGCCUGUUGAGGCUUUCUACCAAUGGGAUCUUGACUGUGGUGGGCACAGUGUGUUCUCCAUCCAGCCAGCAAGUGGCACUGCAUGCCCAAAUAGCGAUACCACACUGAAGGCAGUCUUUAGGCCCACACAACCUAUUGCGCAUCACAGAAGAGUGGCAUGUUUCAUACUACACAAGGACCCCGUGUUCCUUGACCUGAUUGGUACCUGUCACUCGGAGAUCCAGCAACCAGCCAUACUGAAACCUGAGCACUUGGUUCUUUACAAGCUCUACUGGUACCACAGUCAGGACUCACCAGACACUAGCAAUACCAUGCAGGAAGAUCAUAACAUACACUUUGACCAGCAGGGAGUGCUCUGCCCCCUGGAGGAGCAGCCACAUCAGAGACCAGACAGUGCUUGUGUUGUAUCCAGAGAUCCCCUGGGGGAAUAUUACCAAUCCUGCUUGGGGGUCAUGGAUCCGCUCUCUUCCAGUUCUUUGUCAUCCCCACAUGUAUCUGUGGUGCCCAGUGAGCUACUGUUCAAUCACAAAACAUCCUCCUAUUUGUCUACCACAUCCGUUUCCUCUCAACCUGUCUCCAUCACUAACCACACCAGGGGAAAACUCAGCCUGGUGUGGACUGCUGCCCAAGACUCUCCAUUCUCUGUCUCUCCCUCAUCAUGUGACCUAGCUCCACUGAAGUCCACCUCAUUCAGAGUGACCUAUGACCCCAAGCAGCUCAAUACUCUGCACGGAGCGCAACUUGAGUGCUUUGCAUACUACAAGGACAAUUCUCACAGAGAGGAGCGACUGCUGUGUCCACCCUGGUGUGUGAUUGUCAGAGUCAUCGGCCACUCCUUUCAGCCUGGCAAAGAGCAUUUCAUCCCAUGCUGCUCCCUGAAGCCCCCUCGAGUGGUGUUUCCAGCCCUUAGUGUGCUUUCUCGUCGGACAGUUCUCCUCCACAAUCACGGGGACCUGCCUCUCACUUUCUGUCUGGAUCACAGCUCAAACCCUGCUUUGGCAGAAUCCUUGUCUGUGGUGCCAAGCUGCGGUUUGAUCCAGCCGGGGAAUCACCAAAUCCUCACCCUCAGAACAACUCCCACAGAAGACAGUCCCAAACAAGGGUUCACUUUACACCUUCAGCUCAACGCAGCUAAACACACAAAGGAACUGACAGUUGUCAGUGUGGUGGAAAAGCUGUGUGUGUCUCUGGAAGGAGAUGGCAGUUUAUAUUUCCAGCCAACAGCGGUGGGUUCACUUACGCAGCGCUCUCACCACAUCAGGAACCUCAGCUGUCUACCUCUGCGAUUCCAAUGGAGCAUUCCAGAGCCAGACCAGGAGCUUAUCUCUGUUGAACCAGAUGCUGGUGAACUACAUCCCAAUGAGAGCUCAGUCCAGAUAUGGUCCUUUAGCCCACUGGCAGAAAAAAUAUACACACUUAAACCCACUCUCACCUUCUGGCCGGUCCAGACUCCAGGAUGUAACAAGUCACAGCUUACCCUUAAAGUGGUGGGGAUGGGUUCUAAAGGCUUUAUAGAGGCAGAGACAGCAGUUCUGGAUGUUGGGGAGACUCUGGUUGGAAGCUGUCAGUCGAUUCAAAUUCCUCUUGUAAACAACAGCCCCUGUUCUGUUUCCUUUGGUAUCUCUGUACGGCAGAUACUUCUGGAUAGGGAGCUUACUUACGACCCCGAGACUGAGCCAAAUGCCCUACAGCUGGACUGUAAGAGGGGAACCAUUGCCUCGCACUCCACAAUGCUGCUCCGAGCCACUGUCAGACCACACAGACGAGCCCAGUACCUGUGGACCAUCAGCUAUCAGAUGCUGAAUACCAGCGGGUUUGUAUCCUCUCCUCCCCAGGCAGUGUGUGAAGUGCGAGCUCAGGGCGUGUUUCCCACCCUCCAGGUUAUCGAUGUGUGCAGUGGUGGCAAUGUGGGCAGACUCAGCAAAGUGCACCUGUGGAAACUCUUCUCACUGGACAGCCUCAAUGAGCACAUGCUGUCCAGCCCCUCCCCUGUAGAACUCACCUACAGAACGCCUACCAGGCACAGUGUGAGCAGUUGUCCUUCCGUUUUCACCAAAGCCAUGUUGGACUUCAACUUCAGUGCUGCUCCCCUGAAUUCAGAGCCCUCAACUUUUGUGUUUAUGUUUCACAACCCUGGAUCCAUCCCUGUAGACUGGGCAUUCUUGUUUCCAGAGGACCAACAAAUAGAGUUGGAGUACUGGGCUGAGACCGGAGAGUUUAGCAGCACCGAACUGCACCAGAUGAAGGUUCAAGACAACCAUCUGUUCAGCGUUACUCCCCGUUCUGGAACUUUGCUCCCUGGCCAGCAGAUGGCAGUACGCUUCACCUACAGCCAUGACUUCGCUGGAACAGAUCGGCUUCCUGUUGUGUUCAAACUUUCUUAUGGCAGAGAGAUCUGGCUGAACUUUCAGGGGGUAACGGUGGAGAGAGACAGGCCGUAUCUCCACUUUGCCUCCAAGCGACAUGUCUUCACUUCGGUUACCAUUAGGGACUAUACUCCUCCAAGGCAGAUGUAUGAGUUACACAAUGGUGGUGCAGUGCCAGUCCAUUAUGAGGUGGACACAGCUGUGCUGUCACAGCUACAGGCGCACAACUUUAACCAUCCAGUGCUGUGCUGCCUCAAUCCAGAGGGAGAGGUCCUACCUGGGAUGACGGCCAUGUUGGAAUGGAUCUUCUCUCCAUUGGAAGCUAAGAAGUACCAAAUGGAGAUUCCUAUCCAUGUCCAAGAUGGGGACUCCACGCUGGUGAGGUUUGAGGGAUGUGGGUUUAAUUCUCCUACACGGGGCUCCAAAAACCCAUUUACAUGUGAUACUGAGGCAACUGCACCCUUUGUCCAGAGGCUGCUGUUUCCAGGACAGGUAGUAUCCCUGUCUGAGGACAGUGUCUCUCUUGGCGACAUCCCUGUGUGCUCACAAUCUUCACGAAUCCUCUUCCUGACCAAUGUGUCCCACACAGACACUAUCCACUAUACAUGGGACCUGCUGCAGCAGAGCAAUCAGCAGGUGGUGCAGAUCCAACCAGAGCGAGGUCAUCUGUGUCCAGGGGAGAGUGCCCUUUGUGUCCUUACCUUCACCUCUACUGACUACCCCACUGUUUAUCAGCUAGAUGUUGUCUGUCAGGUUAUCCAGGAAGCUGCACUAGCUCUGUAUCGUGAUGCAUUGCAGCGUUGGGAGGAAGAGAAACAGAGACAGCGAGAUGAAUUCACAAUCACGGACAAAAAUCUUACAGAAAGCCCAUGAGUUCUGAUAGAUAAGGAACCUGUAGCAGCUCCAGUAAGAAAAGGGCCUCCAUUCAGGAAAUACAAGACUCUUCCUCCUAUCAGUGGUAGUUGUGAGACAGUGGGCAUGAUAUGUAUCAAGCUAACAAAAGCGGAGCGGCGGGCACAGCGGGAAACAGCAAAAACAUGGAGACAUCCUGAGCCCCCUCAGCCUGCUCUGCUGCAUCUGGGAGUUACAGCACACUCCCACAGGCUUCUAGAGUACCUUACACACUUCCCUGAUCAACACUAUCGGUGCCUCCAGUCAGGCAGGUCCCAGCAACUGGAAACCACUUCAUCAAGCACAUCCCUCCCUGCUGGGCUGCCUUCAACGAUACAAGGCCCUGAUAGAGACAUCACAAUGCACGUACUCACCUCUCUGCUCAGGUCCAUACUAGAUGAUCCAGCCUUUACCCAGUCUCUAUUUACUCUUCCAUUUAAGCCUAUCACCUACCAGCUUCAAGAAACUAGUCCCCAUCCAUGCUCCUCAUCUCCAUUUCCUCACCCUACACCCCAUCCUGAGGGUCUGUUGAGUGGGAUGCUGGCUGGGCAAGCAGAACAGCACAACCCAGUGGACAGUGAGGGAAUUACGAGAUGUUCGAGAAAAGGGCCCCCAAAACAAAACACGCCACACGCUGAACACAUGCCUGCUGACAUAAGUGAGGAUUUUCUGCUGAACACCCUCCAGAACCUGAUGAUGGAAGCUGUCAGAGGAGAGCCUGUCCUCACAGCACACCCCUGCACUAUUAUGUUGCCACCUGUUUCCACAAGAACCAGGAGGAUGUUCGGAGCCACGGCUGAGGAGGAGGGAGAACGUUCGAGAAACAGAAGGGAACCAGCAGGGAUGAAAGUCUCACCAUCUACUCAACGCCCCAGAGGUCCAACUCACUCUGCUGUAUCCAUUUAAAUCCAACAUAUUGUCCAUCAGCUUUUGUCUUUUCCUCAUUCAUUUUGCCCUGACACAUAAACUUUAGCUUUCCUGUAUCCCAUACAGAGCUAUCCAUUUUCUGUCCGUCCCAACUGCUUUUCUCAUGCCUCUUUGUCCUAGUCUUUGCAGCCUCAUUUGUCAUAAACUCCCCCACUAACAUUUGUAUGUGUAUGUUUCAGUUGUAUGAAGAUGUUACCAAAUGUUUUGGACAAUAAUAACAGAGAUUUUGAGUUAUUGGAAUCCUUUGGUUUUACACUUUAUCCAAAAACUUGAAUGGUAUGUCAGUGAGAGACAUGGAAACUUCACACUGUGGCGGUGAUUUAAAACGUAACACAGGUUACUUGGCCAAGAUGUAGUGUGUCCUACAUUUUGCUUCUUAUCGCAUUUGUGUGACAUUUUGCAAGACUAAAAGAUGACAUCUGAAUGCAGUAUCACACCGCAUGUAAAACUGACAAGAUUAGAGAGACAAGAAUCUUGUAUGCUUGAAAAAACAGAGGGUCAGCAGUAUUUAAAAGCUGUCUUUGUCUGACUUCAUUUUCCCGUCAUAUUGCACAGACACAUUUACAGAACAUUUGGAUUUCACUCAGUCAUUCAGUCAUUUCUCAUUUUGUAACCAUAUGCCUCAAGUCCAUUUUUUUUCAAUGUGUUGCUGUAUGUCUG